Messenger RNA from Cooperia oncophora, 1098 nucleotides. Lineage: Eukaryota; Metazoa; Nematoda; Chromadorea; Rhabditida; Trichostrongylidae. The record is from the annotation of a GenBank genome assembly.
AUGCCGCCGCUAAAGUCGCUCAACGACAACAUUGCUACCUCUGCGAUUCUACCCAGAUGGCCCUGGGCUAUGUGCACGGACUAUGUGGAGCCGGUGUGCCGUGGUUGUGUCAAUUACGAAGGUGCUGACAGGAUCGAAAAUGUAAUUGAACAUGCGCGAAACAUGAAAAGAGUUCAUGGAUUCCCAAUCAGUGAAGUCUCCACAACCCGACAGCAACAAAAAGAACUACCGCAACCAUCGACCACCACCGCAGGUCGAUUGAGUCCUCAGCGAGUUAUUCCUGUCCCACCUCAACCUCAUGUUCCUCAGUUGCCAUCUCAAUUGGCUCAGAUCACUGAUGUAUUGGCUCAGCAGCAAAGGCUCUUUUCGUUGGCAAGAGGCCAAGGAGCUGGCCUCUCCGUCGAGGAUAUCGCAAUGCUCCAACAACUACGAAAUCCUAUCAAUUCCCAAUUAUUGCAUCCUGCCGUUCAAAUGGGCUUCCAGUCUCAGCUAAUGAAUGGACUUCUACCGGCCGGUUUUAAUGCGGCAAUGGGCAGAAAGCGAGAACAUGACGAUGAUGUAAAACCUGAGCUUUUCGGCAAAGUUCAGAGAGGAGACGCACAAACAACGUCCGUUUCGCCCACGUCCACACACAGCCCUGACCAUCCGGACAUCAACGCCGAACGGCGACGGUUUACCACCACCGGGGAGCGCGUUCUUCGUUGCACAUUGUGCAACCAAAGGCUUGAAGACACACAUUUUGUCCAGUGUCCCAGCGUUCCAGCCCACAAGUUCUGCUUCCCAUGUUCCCGUAACUCCAUCAAAAAGCAAUGCACCGGACAAGAUCUCUAUUGCCCGUCCGGAGAAAAAUGCCCAUUGGUGAGCAGCGUGAUGCCAUGGGCGUUCAUGCAAAGCGAAAUUGCGACCAUACUGGGUGACGAAUACGAAGAAUUCAAGCGCCAAAGAGAAGCCGCUGGUCUCAGUGCUCCCGGAGUCAACACAUCGCAAGCACAACAGAAUUCACAGCAACCAGCUCAGCAAUCAUCACCGGCUUCAACGACCACCUCGAAUGCCUCGUCGUCAUCAGUCGCCACCACGCCGAAUAUGAUGGUCAACUAA